Molecule: messenger RNA, 3054 nt
Organism: Electrophorus electricus (electric eel)
Lineage: Eukaryota; Metazoa; Chordata; Actinopteri; Gymnotiformes; Gymnotidae
Gene: azi2
Product: 5-azacytidine induced 2
Cellular component (GO): cytoplasm
Source: RefSeq, a predicted model, not a curated record
UUUACUUCCCGGUUUAUGUUUGUGUCAGUCGUUGACAUUUUCCUGUAAUCCUAACGAAGAAACGCAAUCUCGUGAAUUUACCACAUCCUGUUUAUAAUUGAAGUUUUAUCAUGGUUUAUAUUUUUAGCGUAGUUUGUACUUUAAAUUGACUGCUAUUCGGGACCCUCGACUUAAUAUAUAGAUUCUGGCAUGGAGUCACCGCUGGUGGACGACGACAUCUGCAUUCUGAAGCAUGAGACAGCGUAUAUGGCGGAAAGCCCUGUAGCGGCGUGCGCGGGGGACGAGUCCGUCGCCUCUCACUUCGCCCUCGUUACGGCCUAUGAGGACAUCAAAAAGCGCCUGCGGGACACAGAGAAGGAGAACACGCUGCUCCGCAAGCGUGUCAAGCAGCUCGAGGACAAGGUGUUCCGACCUGAGGCCCCGCCCUCUGAAGGGCCCCAGUACAUGAACAAAGCAUUCAGUGCAUACCGAGGCAUCUACAUGGAGAAGAAGGAUUUGCAGGCGGAGCUUAACAAACUGAGGAAAGAGCGGGCUGAGUCAGAAAGGCACCUGACGGAACAGCUACAAGCCAAAGAGCUGGAGCUGCUGCAGCUCAAGUCUGAGAUGGAGACAAGCCAAGUGAUGAAAAGCCUGAAUGACACACAGGAUUACUGGCAGGUGGACCGAGGGAACCAUGAAUUGCAGCACCACACACUUCAAAAACAACUGGAAAGACUGAAACUGGAAAAUAGCCAGCUACAGAACCUCUGUGGUCUCAAGCAGGAAGAUUCAUUGAGCUCUGUUAAGAAUGAUGACAGCCAGGAGGUGGCAGCAGAGUCCAGGGAGGUGGCUGUGGUGAGACUGUAUGAAGGUGUUUGCAGUGAGAUGUUGUGGUUGCAGACGUUGGUAAAAACUCAAACUGAUUUAAUGAAGAAGCUUCGAAACAAACCUUUGCCACCAGUUCUCCGAAGAGCUGCUUCAGCUCUGCCUGUGCAGUGUCGGGAUGACGUGGAAAGGAACAGCUCCCCAGUGCGAGUGACGGCACCGCGCCCCCCCAGCGCCCCCCCGGUCCCCUGCAGCUCAGCCCGCCCUGGCCCCUCGAUAGCACCCCUGUUCACCGAUGGCCUGCAGGAAAAUUGUUGGAAGGAGCCCUGGCCACUGCAGCGGCCAGCCCCUGUGGGGAGCCCUGCCCCCUCGGGGAGCCCCGUCACCCCCCCCAGCCCCCCACAGCCCGGGGCCCCUCACAGCCCCAGCCACCCUCGGCCCAGCGACGCCUUGUUCUGGGAGAACCCCAUGGCCAGCAGCUCCAGUGCUAACAGGGCCAAACCAUAUUGACAGGCAACCCUGUGUCCAACCACAAAGAUGCCCUAUCUGCCUUAAAUCCCCACGUCUCUAAUGUCCAGGAUGAGGUACCUCAAAGCACCUGCACUGUCUGCUGCUGAAGGCAGGUGUGUUGCUUUCACCUGGAGGAUGUAAAUAACUUUACAGAGAGGGGUGGCCGUGCGUGUGCGUGCGCGUGCGUGCGUGCGUGCGUGCGCGUGUGUGUGUGUGUGUGUGCGUGCGCGUGUGUGUGUGCAUGAGAGAGAGAGAGAAAACCGACAUAAUUUUCACUCUCCAAAUAAGAAUCUUUGUUGUUGUGAUUUCUGUGUAGCCACUGGUACAUCUUGAACCUUAGGGAUUUAUGUUCAUGUAUUGUUUCAUAUUUUCAUUACUGUGAAAGAUCAUAAAUAAGGUGAGUUACAUGGCUGUAGGUCUGGUAGCUAAUACUUGUCAGUACCCUCUCUGUGAUGCUUAUUUAAUCCACACAUUUUUGUUAAUUUCCGAAUAUUAAAUGAUUUCACAUUGGCUUUAAAUUGAACCAUUUUUGGAAAUAAGAAUGUGUACAGAGAGGCUACAGUUGUAAUGCUGUAACUGUUUAAAGUGGAUUAAUUCCACAUUCAUAUUAAGAUCGUUUAGCACUUUGUUUCACAUAGGAGCCCAUGGAGGGUUUCAGGUCGCAUGUUAAUUCAGUAUCAGACUGUAUCUUCUCUGGUCUACUUACCCAGGUUAACUCCCUUUAAUCACCAAGAUGUGAUUGGGUUAGUGUGUACUUAUGGGUUUAAAUGGGUGGGCAAUCCAUAAAGGGUUGGUGUGGUUCCAUGUUUUCAUGGAGUAAAUCCCAUUUAAUUUAUUAGUUGUUUGAAGGCUUUAGACAAACUGAAUUAACAAAUGGAAUAAGAUGUAUUCCAGUUUAAUUGAACUGAAAACCUGUUGCUAUGGUGCAUAGUUGGAACUGGGUCAUUCCUGAAAGCGUGAUCCUUACAACAGGCAAUUUCUUUCCCUAGGGCUGACUUUUAAAACGAAGCUUUUCGACAUGUUGGCACAUCCAUUUGUGUAUAUCGAUCUAUACCUGUACUGACUGUACCACAGCACAUAGUACAUCAAACCUCCCAGUAAGAAACAAAUGUGAAAAUGUUCUCGCACAUGUCUAAGUGCAGUUUACGCAUUUUGAAAGUUAAGAUCAGAUCUCUUGGGUUAUAGAUGCAGGACUGGAACAUGUCAUCAUCAAUACCCUCUUUUAUUGCUCUUGCUAAGGAAACUCCAUCAUGAAACCGCACCGACACGCUCUGGUAGCGCUGUCAGCGUGUGACGAGUCAUCUGUCCGUUCUUGGCACGAAGGGCCGUUACUAUGGCCUCGGUUUAUAAUUUGACAUUUUGAUUUCAGAGGUAAUGGAGUUGUGUCCAGUUCGGUUACUCCUACUAUGGGAACCAAAAUGCAAUGUACAGUUAGUGUAGAUUAUUUUUUAGGAUGAUCAUGCUUCAAACUGUUUGUAAAUAUUAAAUAAAUCAAUGUAAACAUUUGUACUUAUUGAUGAAUCAAACAUUGAGUAAAACAUGUCUUUCAGUAUUUAAAUUGCUGGAAACAAGCAUCAAUCUUUGUUGGGGAGGUGGUCAUUUUAUGGUUUUAAUCCAUUUACAGUGUAUAUUGUGAGACUGUGGUAACUCAGUGUUUAUUGAAAGGGCUACCAAGUUGGCCUUUUAGUAGGAUUUCAUAUAUAAUGGAUUUUUUUUUUAAUAAAAUUUUGUAGUAAUGCA